This is a messenger RNA of Colletotrichum godetiae, 618 nucleotides long. RefSeq lists its product as uncharacterized. Lineage: Eukaryota; Fungi; Ascomycota; Sordariomycetes; Glomerellales; Glomerellaceae. Bases 1 to 333 code for a protein of 110 amino acids. The transcript has 4 exons. The record is from RefSeq and is a predicted model, not a curated record.
AUGUUUCCAGAAAUGCAGGGCCUAAAAACCCAGAAACUGGCUAGAAAUCUGCUGAUUUUCCUCGGGCAUAUUCGUGUGGUCUCGACUGAAGCUCAGCAAGUGUCUCUGGAACAAUGGGGCACACUCAAAGCCAAUGAGAACGGGAACUUUCAAGAUUCCUGUUCCGGUUGUUCUAUUGACGGGAGCAAGUACUCCUGCAAUUGCAAGCCCGACAAAGACAGCAACGAGGUGUCCAGUACCAUUGAUCUAGGCCAGAUCAUAGGGAAUCUUGAUGGCCGUCUCUGUUGUGGGAGAACGCAGUUUACUUGCGGAGAUGGAAGCCUCUACGGCUAACGUAGGUUUGCUUUACGUACCCAUGAUCUCCUACGAUAACUCUGAUUUUCUGCGUGUUUAUUUUGUCUAUGUCUUAGUAUGGCUUGUCUUUUGUUUGAUCGUUGUGACAAUGUAUUUCUAUGUUCUAAGCGCUUGAGAUGUAUGUGGAUCGAUAGCUGUUGAGACCGCUCAGCUUAUCACUUAGGGCACUUUAUACAUAUAGUUACUGAGGACGUUUCAAAUUGUAUAUCUGAUCGUGGGGGUCCUAUUUUCCGCAUUGUUCCUUUAAUUCUCUUUUGAUAUGUG